AAUCCAUGUUCUAGGUAGUUGUUCUAUUAAGAGCUUUGCCAUUAGAGCUUCCCCUGUGAGCCAACGCGAUCCUCGCCAAACACACGCUCACUCUUUCCUUUAAAGUUACCAGAAAAGGCGGCUGAUCCUUCGGGGGCAGACCCCUUCUCAGGAAGCAUAUAUUGCCUUCAAAUUAAGUGAAUACAAAUUUAUAGUCAACUUGCUAGCUCUCUUUCUUUCACUUCACUUCUCUUCUGAAUCCUUGCUCCCUAGGGUUUGCAGUUCACAGUUUGAAGCUCUCUCUUCUUCCUCUUAAUAAGAAAACAUCUCUCUGCUUCUGCAUCUCUGGGUUUCGUUUGUUUUGGUUUCUAGUUCAUUCUAAUCUUUUUCUGCUACAAAAUUUUGAGCUUGGAGCUUGUUGAUCGAAGUGAAAGAGACAUGGAAGAGACAAAUGAUGUUGAUAAAAUAGACGAAGUGAUGUUGCCAGGGUUUAGGUUUCACCCAACAGAUGAGGAGCUUGUUGGGUUUUAUCUGAAGAGGAAGAUUCAACAGCAGCCUCUCUCGAUCGAGCUUAUCAAGCAACUUGACAUCUACAAAUACGAUCCAUGGGAUCUCCCAAAGUUAGCGACGACUGGGGAAAAGGAGUGGUAUUUCUACUGCCCUAGAGACAGGAAAUAUAGAAAUAGCGCAAGGCCUAAUAGGGUUACAGGAGCUGGGUUUUGGAAAGCCACAGGAACCGACAGGCCUAUCUACUCCUCAGAAGGGAACAGGUGCAUAGGCUUGAAGAAAUCCCUUGUUUUCUACAAAGGUAGAGCUGCCAAAGGGAUCAAAACCGAUUGGAUGAUGCAUGAGUUUCGGUUGCCUUCUCUCACGGACUCUGCACCACCAAAGAGAUUCACCGAGAAAACUAUUCCUGCCAAUGACUCAUGGGCAAUAUGCAGGAUAUUCAAGAAAACCAACUCAACAGCACAAAGGGCUCUUUCUCAUUCUUGGGUUUCUCCAUUACCUGAGCCUUCUGCUUCUUCCAUAGGCUUGCAAACUAGUCAUCAUCACUUCAGUUCACAAAACAUGCCACUCACAACAGAAACCAGUUCAGGCAUCCAGUUGAACUAUAACAAUCAUGAGAUACAACAUUCUUCUGUUACCAACUUCUCUCCUUUGGAUUUUUCUGCAUACAAGCCCUUGAAUUAUAAUAAUCCAUUGCCAAGCAAACUCUCUCAUCAGCUUCCCAUUUCAAAUGGAGACCUGACUGGCAAUUUUUUCUUUUCUCCCCUUGAAACAUUAGCUCCUGCAAAAUGCACGGUUGAUGUUUCUUCUUUGCUGUUGAACAUGUCUUCCUCCAUGCUUGGAGAUCUUGGAGAUGGCAAGGUAGCCACUGAGAGUAGCACUGACUUUGCAGGAGCACAAGAUCAUUGCAAUGGCAUCUCAUUAACUUGUUUGCCACAAGUAAUGCAAGUGAAUGCUGGUAAUGGAGAUGAUAAUACACCGAUAAAGAAUCCUAACGCGACACCUAUCGAUGAUCAAUGGGAGACAGUCCGUUCCAUUGGAUUUCCCUUCAGUUUGCCAAUGGAUGUAGGUGAUGCUUGGAAGCCAAACUUGCUUUGGGAUUCUUCCUCAUGUCCUAGUGAGAUGUCCUCAAGUUUUUCCACAGCUGAGUGCUAUACUUGAGGACAUUACCAUAACAAUAUCAAGUAGUACGUAACUCAAAGUUAGACUGCAAGUUUUUAUGUUAGAAAAAAAAGGAGAAAAUUAUUCUGUUCACAUUAACAUAUAGAAUUUUGUUGCCUUAGACAAUUUUAGAAUUUGUAACAAAUCUGAAUCCUAGAUUUUCUUGCAAUUAAUGGAAAUUAAUUUAACAGCAA
Hevea brasiliensis (rubber tree) is the source of this 1841-nucleotide messenger RNA. RefSeq names its product protein FEZ-like. The record is from RefSeq and is a predicted model, not a curated record. Gene Ontology annotation, molecular function: DNA binding. The coding region runs from base 418 to 1647 and encodes 409 amino acids. NCBI's taxonomy places the organism in Eukaryota, Viridiplantae, Streptophyta, Magnoliopsida, Malpighiales, Euphorbiaceae. Gene Ontology annotation, biological process: regulation of DNA-templated transcription. The transcript is spliced from 3 exons.